UUGCCAAUUCUCCAUAGCACAUGUAUUGCAAAAAGGAUGAGCUAACAAGUUAUAAAUGGCAAGAUGCAAACAUUCGCAUAAUAUCCCAGCACAGAUUCACUUCGUUUCUCCAGUAACGAUAAUUUCAAUUCUUCCACAUCUACUGCAGCUAUGGAACCUCCCAAACUAAAAAAUUCGGACCCCAUCAUCUUAAAUUAUCCCCUCUAUGUGCUUGGAGUUAUUUUGGGGUCUCUACACUUGGCCUUAAGUUUCUAUGAUUACCGGAGGUCGCAAUUGUUCCUCAUAAUCCCAUCCGUGUUCAUGUUAGGUCACACGAUCCUGGUCGUCAUUGUAUUUUCCUGGCACACCUUCCAAACUUCUUCAAGAGGUGUUGUAUCCUAUAUUUAUUAUCUAAACAACUAUGCAGCACUGGUGAUUGGAAUUGGAGCUGUGAUAAGUCUUUGCGAUGAUUUCAGCAUUUAUUAUGAACCCUUCUUAACAAACUGUCUUGCCGAUGCUUUUGGAUUAUUUGUCUUAUCAGCGGUAUAUUUUUGCAUCGGGUGCUCAAUUCAGACCGGAUUUCAUAGUACGAAUCUUCCCCCUAAACUGAUUCCUACUAAUCCUAAGGAUGGAAAAGGAUCGUCUUGGUCACAGCUAAUUUUUUGUGAAGUAUAAGCGAACAUGAAUUCCUAAAUAUGGUAAAUUAUGGUAAUACUCAUGAUACACAAUGUGAAGUCAAACUCACCCCAAUACAUUUAAUAGACAAAUAUGCAUUAUUAUAACAAUAUGUAUCUACCUCCUAAAAUAAUACGGUCAAUGGAUAAUUAUUUGUAUAUAUUUAACACCUAAGUAGUCCUGUUCUGUUUUAUAAUCAGGUACUUCGAAAAUUAAAGUCUUCAUAAUUCUGAAACUAUUUACGAGUCUGAUCAUGAUCAUGAUUAUAAUCAUGAUUAAGCAUUAUGUGUAAUAGUGUUCAAAAAUACAUAUACGUUGACCUUAUUAGUCAUGCCAUCAAGUCUUCAGAAUUAUCAAACCAGGCAACUUGGUUUUACUAUUUCUUUCAAUGAGUCAUACAUAAUGCAGAAACCGAUCAGACAACUGUGACCGUACAAAUUCUGUCUGUAUUCGCUUGACAAGAAAAUCUAGUACAUGUAUACUCGUAAAUAUGUACGGCCAUGGUCGCUUAACUUUUCUAAAUGAUGAGUAAAAUGUAGCACAAUCUAUGUAAUUGUACUCUGCGAACAAUUUAUACUCCAAUGAAUAAAACUACAUCAUACACAUGCAAGUAUGAGCAUAUGUAUGUAUGCGUAAUUUUGCAUGUUCAGUAAGCAACGCUCAUCGUAUUCUUGGCGACUCUACCACCAAUAUAUAGAAUCUUUUUGUAACAUGCUCUUACGUAUUUAUGUAAGCAUGUAUACAUCAAUACUAAUACUUGUGCGUUGUAUGUGCAUAAACCAGUCUUACUUGUAAGUUUUGCAAAUGAGUCAUUUAUGUACAUACUUUGUAUCAUGCAUUUAACAUGCUUUGUCAAGUAUCAGGACUCGAAAGAAUUGUCUACAUAAUUUACGUCAAGAACUUCACCCUUGCUCAUGCAGCAAUUAAUUUUAUGGAAAUUAAAUACCUCCCCAAAAACGAGUCUCGUUAUCAAACAUUUUAUAACAUCACAAAAUGUGAAUCAAUAAAUUAAUCGGUGCAAUGAAAUGGAAUUACAAUCACAUCAAUUUACUUAAAGUAGAAUUUCAAAUCAUUUUGUCAGUCUUCACCUUGGUAAGCACCACUCCCACUGAGGACGACUGGAUUCGGAGAUGUGACCAAUUUUACGAUGACGUAGAUUUCGUUGCAAAGUGUUCGAAUGGGAAGAUAAUUUGCAGUUGUGUUUGCCCCGGAAAAGGACCACAGAAAAAAUACAGUCCCACGUGCUGUCCUGAAUUUCCAGAAAAAUUUCCAACCCUUGUGACCAUUUCACCAAAAAUAGAAAAAACGCGUCAACCUGCUUCUCCUCUUCCCACCGGAAAUUGCACGCUUUACCGAAUGUUCAACUGUUACAAGAAUGCAACUCGACUUUGUACCGAUGACGGUGUCAUACUUAAAUCCAACGAGACGCAAACAUUCCAAUUUGCAAAUGGAAUUAGAUCCAUAUCAAUCCCUUCAAAUUGUCAUGUAACGAGACGCAUAAAGGACUCGAUGUGUCCGAAUACUCCUCCAACUGAGGAAAUUACAACGUCAGGAAAUGUCAAUAAUGCUUUAACAAUAAAUCAGGAAAGUUAUGAAUGCCAGUGCUCAAAAGAUGUACCGACCACGACAACGUCCACGACCACCGAAACGCCUACAGUUAUCACAACCACCAUGAUUCCUUAUCCGGAAGAAGAAGAUAAUUUUCCAUUUGGACUAAUCACUGGAAUUAUUGUCAUUUCUAUAAUUUCUGUCUUGGCAUUGUCUACUGUCUUGCUGGGGGGUUAUCUAGAAAUUAUGAGCAACGCUACAAAAAAUGACUCCCUACUUUCCUCAAGCAAUGACGAUGAAUUUACAGAGGAGAACAUUUCUCAAAAUUGUGUUCAACAAGCAACAAAUUAUGUCAACGAAGUUCGAAAUGACACGAAAGAAACAAAAUGGCAAUCCGUGAAAACCUUGCGUCUCAUGUCACACACCCCACUAGGAAAAGGUUCACAUGGAGAAGUAUGGAAAGCCGAGUGUACCAAAACCGGGAAUAUUUUCGCCAUCAAGCAAAUCAAUUUAUACGAAGCCUUCCGAAGAUCUGAAGAAAGUGUGUACAACGUGCUAAAAUUUAAGCGCGAAAUAUCAAAUUUGCAAAGUAUCCGUGACGAUAAUGUUGUCCGCUUGGUAAAUUUCUGGAUCGAGGAUUGCGAUGGCAGAGCCUACAGUGAUUUGUCGAUGAUGGACAUGUCCGAAACGUCUUCUGGACGGCCAUCCUAUAUUUUUAUGCAAAUGGAGUACUGUCACCUCAGUUUGAAAAAAUGGUUGACAGAUAAUCCUCUAGAAAUCAGAGACUUUGCCACAAUCAAGCGAAUGUUUCUGCAAAUUGCGAACGGUCUCAGUGUUCUUCAUAUGGUUAAGAUUGUCCACCGCGACAUAAAACCGGACAACAUUAUGUGCAAUCUGACCGGGAAUAGUUUCAUCAUGUGGAAAAUUGUUGAUCUCGGAUUGUCGGUUAAGUUGGAUAAGAAGAAGGAUGAGUAUUGUUCGGUCGCAGGCUGCGAGUUGUACCGAAGCCCGGAAAUGACCCUUAACCAGGUUGACUGUAACGAAAAGACGGACAUAUUCAGCUUGGGACUUUGCUAUUUUGAGAUUUUAUCGUCCCCGAUUACAAAUAAAGUUAAAAUUUUUGAUCAACUGAGAAGAAAUGAGGAGAAUGAUGUUUUCAAUGACUUGGGAAAGGGUCAGGAUACAGCCAAAUUUGAACAAUUAGUCAAGAAAAUGCUCAAAAUUAGUGCCAAAGAUAGAUCUAGUAUUUCUGAUGUUAAAAAUGUAUUGGAAAACAUAUGCUAACUUCUAAAAUUUUUUAUAUUUUAUUGUUUUCGAAAGUUUGAUGUUUUUAAAUUUGUAUUCGUGCAUGGUAAAGGAUUUUUCCAUUCCUUCUCGAACUGACAUAUGUUGUGUGUAUAUAUGUAUGUACAUAUUUAUAAAGUCAUUCAAAUAAGAAGCUUCACAUCUAAUUUUUCUAGAAAUGUUACAUCUCUAUGGAGUUUUUAACUAAGGAAUUGAACAUAAAUUUAGUUUACUAUAUACAUAUACAACAAUAGUAUAAAUAUGUACAAUGAAAUAUUCAAAUAUCGAUCGAUGCGUGUAAUUUGUAAAAUAUAUAUACAUAUUUCUGUACGCAUAACCGAUGUGCAAUAUGGACAUAGCUUCGUUGCUUACAUCUCCACAUGUACGUGGGUGUUUUAUUAUUAAUUUUCAAAAGGUAUGUUCCGCACUGUUUCUGACCAAACUUUUGAUGAAAUAACAAACUUCAAAUACUU
Molecule: messenger RNA, 3959 nt
Organism: Folsomia candida
Lineage: Eukaryota; Metazoa; Arthropoda; Collembola; Entomobryomorpha; Isotomidae
Product: interferon-induced, double-stranded RNA-activated protein kinase
Exons: 9
Coding region: 1675-3486 (603 amino acids)
Biological process (GO): protein phosphorylation
Molecular function (GO): ATP binding; protein kinase activity
Source: RefSeq, a predicted model, not a curated record